This is a messenger RNA of Ilex paraguariensis (yerba mate), 236 nucleotides long. The record is from the annotation of a GenBank genome assembly. NCBI's taxonomy places the organism in Eukaryota, Viridiplantae, Streptophyta, Magnoliopsida, Aquifoliales, Aquifoliaceae.
AUGUCUCCAUUGAAAGAGUGGAAGCUUUGGUUGGUCAAGUAACGAAGGAGCAUUUAGCUAAGGGCAUGAUUUACCCUCCAUUCACUAAUAUCAGAAAGAUCUCUGCUCACAUUGCUGCUAAGGUAGCUACUAAAGCAUUUGAACUUGGUGAGUACAUUUUCUUUUCCCUAUUUUUGUUCAAAGUUACUUGCCAAGACAUGAAUUUAUGUUUGCCACAUUACAUAAAUGCUUUGUAG